Messenger RNA from Odocoileus virginianus texanus, 3752 nucleotides. Lineage: Eukaryota; Metazoa; Chordata; Mammalia; Artiodactyla; Cervidae. The record is from RefSeq and is a predicted model, not a curated record.
ACAGCAAUGGCGUCCGCGGUGUCUGAGCGGCUUUUCUCGCUGGAGCUACUCGUAGACUGGGUAUACCUUGAAGCCCGGCUGCCGCAGCCACCCUUGGUUGCGGAAGAGGAGCAAAAGGAGGAGGGAGAGACAGCAUCGCCGCCGCUGCCCUCGCGCAGCCUGUGCCCCGCGGUGGCCUUCCGUCUGCUGGACUUCCCCACGCUGCUGGUUUACCCUCCCGCCGGGCCCGCCGCCCCCUCCCAGGAAUCUCGGCCUGGCCUGGUCAGCUUCCGUCGCGGCAAGUCCUGUCUCUUCCGCCUGCAGCCCGCCACCCUGCACCAACUGCUCCUUCGGACCCCGCUUUACACCUUGCUGCUGCAGCUGCCCCCCGGGCACCCAACCCCUGCCCCGCAGCUCCUGGGGUCCUGCAGCAUCUCUCUGGCCGCGGCGGUCCCCAAGAUCUUAGGGUCCGCCGCCCCCGGCAGCUCCCAGAGUCAUCGGGGAAGUUUCCCGCUGUGUAACCCAGACGGGGAGCGGAUUGGGGACAUUGCCCUGGGUUACCGCCUGACUGAUCUGGGGAGCAGCUUGUUGGGCCAUCUGGAGCGGCCAGUCGCUUCCACAGGAGGUGGAGUGGAGGGUAUGGAGGUGCAGAAGUCAGUGGAGGUCAGCCCCCAAACCUGGCAGGAAAACCAGCAGCUGCAGCAGCCAGGCUCAGAGCCAAGCCCAGGAGAUGCUGAUAAGCCUCUGGUGGAUGUAAAAAUCUCAAGGGCAGGGAAGGGUUUGAAGGGAAGAGCUUUCCAUAGCAAGGCUGACUCUGAUUACACGGAUUCUAUGGAAAAUGGCAAAACCAACUCUGUUAUGUGUUCAGAGGGUAGCAGUGAAAGGAGUAGCCGCCCAAAUCAGGAAGACACAGAGGUGGAACUUGAAACUAACAUAAUUUGCCCUCCUCCUCUGUAUUACACUCAUUUGACUCAAGAAAAGACACCCCCUAAACUGGGUAAAAUUACCAUUGAGCCUCAAAUUAAUGCACCUGAGGAAUGGGAUGAUGGUACUUUCCUGAAAGAAAACCUUGUAAAUCCCCCAACACAUACUAAUCCUCCAGAACAUACAAAUUCUGCAACAGGUGAGAGUGGUCCAGUGCUUGUAAAUCCUGCACGCGUUCAGGAUACAGGAGCAAGUAGUCAAACUACAGAUCAUCCUCCAACUGAGCAAAAUAGAAUUAAUACUAUAAGGCAGCUGCCUUUGUUAAAUGCUUUGUUGGUUGAGUUGUCCUUGUUAUACAACCAACCCAUGGCAAGCCCUACUCAUAUACAUCCUCACUUAGCCUGGUUAUAUAGAACUGAGGAUAAGAAGUCACCAGAAUCUUCAGUGAAAUCCACCUGUAAAUCCGAAUCUAAGAAGGAUAAGCUUUCUGUGGGGGGAAAUGAGAAGUCGGUGAGUCUUCAGUAUAAAAAGAACCAAACUGAAAACCUUAGGAAAGGUAAAUAUUUUGAAAAGAAAGGUGGUGCCCCCCCAAAAAGAGUUUCAAGGGGAAGACUACUUUAUGGCUUAACAAACACACUUAAACUACGUUUAAAACAAAAAAAUCCUAAUAUGUUGGUAGAACAUGAAAAGAGAGAAGAGUAUAGAAAAAUGCAAACACAGAUGUUAGGUGCAAAACUCAGAAUUCCAUCAUCCAAAGUUAAGAUACUAAGUUUUGCUGAACUGUAUCAGAAGCCACAUGAACUGCCUAAAGAUAAGUGUUUAGAAUCAGAUGCAUCUUGCGCUGAAAAUAGCAAUACCUCAAAGCAAAUUAGUGUAGUUGAUGAUGACCCUACCACAACCAAAGAAACUAAACUGAAAUGUGAAACUGAAAAGACAGCUGAUUGUGAUGAAAAUAGAAGCAAUAAUGGUUUUUUGGGAGAAAUUGUGAGUCCUGCAAAUUCUGUCAUCUCAGAAAGGUUUAUUCGUACAGAUAUUUUGGAAGGAAAUGUGGAAGUGAAAGUCCAAAGUCCAGGUGUUUUCCAGCAGGUUGCAGUAGUUGACAGAAUUGUAAUAGAUAAAGAAAUAGAUGACAAGCAAGUCAAAAUCACUAGUGAUGACAUUCUAACUGCUGGUAUCAAUGAAAACAAUCCAGCUACAAGUAGUUGCUCUGACAGCAUCUCAGACCUAAAGUAUUCAGAUGACUUCACCAGCCCUUGCAGUUCUGAAGACACCAGCAGAAUUUUACGAGCUCGUGAUAGCAGUCUAGGGACAGAAAAUCCAAAACACAGUCAACAUACAAGCAAGUCCAGUGAAACAAAAUUGUCCAUAAGGAAAAACAGCAGUGAAAAGAGUUCUGUUCUUAGCCCACCUUUUUCAGCUGGAUCUCCAGUACUCUCAUAUAAAAGAUUUCCUGUUUCAAAGACUCAAGGUAAAAGUUUGGAGGAAGCAUCUUCCAGUGAUUUCUCUUCAUCACACUGGACUGAGGAAAAAGAAAACCAGAGAGACCAAAACAGUACGCAUAAUUUUAAAGUUCUAAAGCAGGAUUGUGACAUCUCUGCUAAACCUAAAACAAGAACAGUUUGCAAGUCCUCAGAAAAAAGCCAGUCACCUCGGACAUCUCAAAAUAUAAGUGUUUCGUCAUUCCUUUGGGGUUUAGGAUUCUGCCACUAAAUCUGACAAAACUAAUCAUGAGAUGAUCUUAUAACGUAGGUCCACUUGGGUUAAGAAUGAGAUGACCACAGACGAGGGAGACGCCCUGCGCAUCCUUGAUGUCGCUCUUGUUCUUCAAAUUUACUCUCAGAUUGGUUAUGCAAGCCGACGUCCCAGAAUUCCUGGCGCACUUGUGUAGCGGAUGUUUUCCUGGCUGACAACUAUUCCAACAUAUGGCACCUCCUAAGAAACACCAGAAGACCGAAAUAGUCUGAUCUCCAGGCUUCGACUGCAGUUCUUGAAAUAGCUUGGUUAUAAAACUCACAACAAAUAACACUUCCUUUGACACUUAGAAUGUGAGGAAGAGCUAGACUGUGGUGUGUAUUUAGACCACUUUGUACCUGAAUUUAAAUUUUUAACGUUCUCUUUAGAGGCAUGCAGUUUCACCGUGUGCAUGUUAAAGAACAGCAAUGCACAUGAAUGUGUUUGGUCUCCAGUCUGUGGACUCAUGCACUUGUUUUUAUUGUGUAGCAUUUUAAAGAUUGAGAGUAAUUAUGACAACAGUCCUGUGUGAACAUCACCCGGGUUUACCUCCAUGCUGGCGUUAUGCCAUGCUCUCUCUCUCUCUCUGUCUCUCAUAAACGAACGCCAGCUCCCUCUGAAAGCCCCUUGUGGGCCCUCUCCCAUUUCUUUGCCCUCCCUUCUGAAGAGUAACCGUUACUCUAGGUUACUGUAGACUCUUCCCAUUCCCAUGGGGGAGGGCAUGUAGAUUGUUUCCAGAUUUUUUUUUUUGUUGUUACCAAUAAUGCUGUAAUUAACAUCCUUAUCCCUAUGUGCCCAUCUGCUCAAAUUUCCUUAGGAUUUUGUACCUGGAAUUGGAAUUGCCAGGUGCUAUGAUAUAUGCAUCUUCAACACGGCCAAAUCACUCUCCAAAGUAGUUGAACAAAUUUACUGUGCUGUCAGCAGCGUAUGAGAGCGCCUCUUUCUUCAUAUUCUAUCACAAAAUUCAGUGAAGACCCAACGUUUUAGUUUAGCUGCUCUGUCUAACUAUUGUAGCUUUACAGUAAGUACUGAUCUCUAGAAAGGCAAGCCCACGCCCUUCUGUUUUUGAGUUGUCUAAGCCAGCAGUUCUCAGACUUUUUGAGCCCUUUACACUCUUA